Lathyrus oleraceus (garden pea) is the source of this 720-nucleotide messenger RNA. RefSeq lists its product as uncharacterized. The record is from RefSeq and is a predicted model, not a curated record. The transcript has a single exon. Bases 1 to 720 code for a protein of 239 amino acids. Lineage: Eukaryota; Viridiplantae; Streptophyta; Magnoliopsida; Fabales; Fabaceae.
AUGGAUACUCAACCCACAAUUGUUUCUGAGAUCAUCAAUCCAGUGAUUAAUCCUCAACCAACAGUUAGUACUCCAGCAACUUGGCCUCCUUUUGGUCUCCCUCAUGGUUUUGUGCCUCCUCCUCAAGUACACUCGACUCAGCAUACAGUUCCACUAACUACUGAAGUUAAUCAAGUGAUUCCCACUUUUGCACCCAUUGCCAUGCACACUUUAGUUCAACCGUACUUCGAUGAUCAUCAAAAAGUGUAUGAUAUUCUUGAUAUUUCUGAAGAAGGUGAUGAAAGACAUAAAAAGCUGAGAGAAAUUGUUGAAACUAUUGAGAAAAGGUUGAGAGUAAUGGAAAGUGAUCAGGUAUUUGGUGUUGCUGCAAGAGAAAUAUGCCUUGUAUCUAGAUUGGUGAUCCCCACAAAAUUCAAGACACCCAACCUUGAUCAAUAUGAAGGAGCUACUUGUCCCAAAAGUCAUCACAUCAUGUACUAUAGAAAGAUGGCAGCUCACGUCGAUAAUGACAAACUCAUGAUCCAUUAUUUCCAAGACAGUUUGAAAGGUGCCUCUUCCAAAUGGUACUUGACCCUUGAUCAGACUCGCAUCUGUUGUUUCCGAUAUUUGUCUGAUGCUUUCAUCAAACAAUACAAGUACAACAUGGAUCUAGCUCCUGAUAGAAGGAAAUUGUUGAGCAUGUCCCAAAAAGAUUAUGAAUCCUUUAAAGAAUAUGCAUAA